UUUCUGCGCCAUAUCCAAACCUCGCCGUCGCUUGAGUAUUUGCGCCCGUGCUGUCAGUUUCGCCGUCAUCGUUGGCCUCGCCGUUACCUGAAGAAACUUUCCACGCCUUAGGCGCCAAUUCUUUUCCAUGUCGAACGACACAACCGCGGGCGAGGACGUGCCGACGUCGACGCCGUCGGCGCCGGACCCGCCUGAAACUACAAGUGAGGCGCCUCCACCAGAGCCGACACCCUCCUCCUCAGAGGAGCCUCCUCCGCCGCCCCCGACAACGAGCUCGGAGGAUCCACCCCCACCGCCAACGACCGAAUCGCCUCCUCCUUCAUCAACCAGUUCAGAUGACCCUCCACCCACAUCCAGUAGUUCGAGACCACCACCAGAGAGCUCCUCAACCCCGGAUGACGACCCGCCACCGUCAACGAGCACGGCCUACACAACGGUUACCGAGUCCCUCCCUCCAACAAUCCAGCCUACCGACUCGACGACAGCGCCCACUUCAACAACGGGUUCCACCAUCGAUCCCACCGAUGAGCCAAGUGGGGGGUUGGACCCCAAUGCGAGGACCGCGGUUGCCGUGGUUGUCCCCAUCGCAGCUGUUGCUAUUCUGCUCCUUCUCGGUAUUUUCCUGUGGCGCCGGAGGAAGCAGCGCAAGGACGCUGAGGAGCAGAGACGGAAGGAGGUGGAGGAUUACGGCUACAACCCCAACGCCGACCCUACGAUACCCGCGGUUGCGGGGGCUGCCUACGAAAUGGGGGAGGACAGCCCGUCGGGCUACCGUGGCUGGGGGUCCACCACGCUUGCUGGUUCGACCACAAGGAAAGCGUCGACGACCAUGUCGGGCGGUGCCGGCGCUUCUUAUUCCGACGCUGCUUCGCCAACCAGAGCCGACGCACGAUCUGGCGAGCCGCUCAUGGGCGAUGUGCCUCCCUCUCCGGAGGGCGAAAUUCUGGGCGCCAUGGGACCGUCGGCCGCCAAUAAUCGUGCCGAUGUGCGCCGGGGGCCCUCGAACGCCUCGUCGUCGUACAGCGCCGCCGGCCGAUCCGACGGCUCCGGCGACGGUCCUAUCGGUGUCGCCUACGGAGGCGGUGCGGGCGGUCCGAGCGCCAGCAACCAAUACUACGACCAGUAUGGCAGCGGAAACCCCUAUACGGACAACGGCUACGGCGGCCAACCUGCCGAUGCCGGCGGCCAGCCGGUCAUCCGUGACGUGACAGCUAGGAGAAACACACGCAUCGAGAACUCGGCACAUUAUCCGCAGCAGACUGCUGGCAUCUCGCAAAACUUCUGAUCAGCCACAGUCAGGCACGCCAUCUUCCCGUCGAUACCACCGGUUCGCUUUUGUUAGAUGAUACCUUUCCGACAUCGGACAGCGUUGCUUUUCAUUGCUUCUCAUACAACCGCUCUUGCCGCAACCAUGGCUUGUUUUCUUUUUCUCUUUCGA
Messenger RNA from Chaetomium fimeti, 1438 nucleotides. RefSeq lists its product as uncharacterized. Bases 128 to 1285 code for a protein of 385 amino acids. NCBI's taxonomy places the organism in Eukaryota, Fungi, Ascomycota, Sordariomycetes, Sordariales, Chaetomiaceae. The record is from RefSeq and is a predicted model, not a curated record. The transcript has 2 exons.